ACUCGGCUCAGUUUAUGGAGUCUGUCCUAACAAGCUGAUGAUCAGAAUCAAGCGUGUUAGGUAAGGGGAACAUGCAACAUUUGCAGAGCGGGGGUCCCCAGGUCCAGGAUUAAGAACUAAUGCAAUACAGCAUAAGGAACUAAAAGCUAACCUAUAUAUUGAGGAGUUAAUAUAAUUUAAGAGAGUAAUAAUGUGCCAUAUAACUUUUAAUAUGUAUAGAGUUAUAUUAAGUAUAGUAUUUCAAAACAAGACCCUUUAAUAAAUCCAAUCUCAAAAUCAAAACAUACCGAAACAAUUUUCACCUCGAAAUGUCUUGCUAGUUCAGUGGCAUCCUUGCACAGUGGUUUAGGUUUGAGCUCCCUCUAGUGGUGAAGGACGACGUCUUGAAAGUGUUACAAAUAUUUUGCUGCUCUAUUUAUGCAUGCAUGUAUGUAUGAAUGAAUGAAUGAAUAACAAGCUGAUAUCACAAAGGGGCGGAGUUUGGUGGGUCUGAAGUUGUUUCAAAGUGGUUAUGUACCAUAAAUUAACAUUAAUAAUUCUCAUUGGACUAUUCAGUGUCUAUAUUUACUAUAUAAUGGAUAUUGUUACUCUCUGACCGGUGUUAAUUGUUCAACUGAAGGUGCUGAUGCUAAAAAAAAAAAAGUAAAAAAAAGAUACGGCAUUGUCACGUGGUACCAACCUUUCACAGCGCUGAUGUUUGUGAUUACUGGAAAAGUCGUGUAUUUAAUCAUUUAGUUUAGAUUCAUUACAUUGUAAGGCUGUAUCAAUCCGAUUAUAUAGGCCUAUUUUAUAGUACAAAUGCCUUCAGUGAAACCAAAAGUAUUUGAAUGGGCCCGAAUUGGGGCUGUAAGUUUGGUUUGUGAACCACUAGCGCCCUCUGGAGGAAGAUAACGUUCAUAAGGAAAUGGUUCUGAAGUAGCAGAAUUAGUGUCGCAAACCAGCUUUAACGUUUCAUGACACCGUUGUUUAGUUUGUUUCUAGCGGGAAAUGAUUUCAGUGACACCUGCUUUAAUUUAACGCGGUGGGACUGAUUGACUCUCGUUUAUGUGGACUUACGAUAAGGAUGAAAUGUUCCCAUCAUCAGCUGAAAAUUCAGGGAAAUGCUACAGUCAGCCAUUAUUUGGAUCGUUUGCAUCCUCUGAGUCCUUUGAGACCAAAGGCUCUGACAGAUAUGGUGCCUAUGAAUCUUUUGGACUUGGGUCCUUGAACACUGAAGAUGCAGAUAGCGUUUUUGAUAAUUCUAAUGGAGGGUACAGUGACACCUGUUCAUCCACCUGGGGUGCAGACGUCUUGUCAAACUGGGACUGGCCCUUCGUCAUGUCUUCUCAAAGGUCCAGGUCUCCGUUUUCGGACAGCGGCAGAGAGAGUCAAUACUCAACAUCUAACCUCUCCGAUUCCUCCAGCCUGUACUCUCCUUCACACUCUCGGCCAGCACCGAUUGGCUCACGGGGCAGAGACAUGCACUCAUAUGUGCACAGAAACUACCACGCAAGAGAUGCUGUUGUACCUGAGGCUAAAGGACAAGAUUGCUCUAGUCAGAACCCAUCUAUUUGCAUAGAGAGAUACUACUCAAAAUCAGCUGCUUUGGUGUUUCGAGGGACCAAGAGGAAGAUGAUGGAACCAGCACCUCCUUGCAAGAUGGUUAAAAAAAAGAGGAUAGUAAGAGCAACUCCCAGCAUAAUCAGCAUUGUAGGACCACACAUUUCAAAGGACAGUUGUAUUUCUUCCGAAACCAAGGAAACAAAUGAAGAGCAUGAACUUGGUAAGAAAGUUCGAGCCAGAGAGAAGCGCAGAAGACGACGAGAGAAGAAUCAUGAAAAAUAUGGAGAUAAGCACAGGUGGGCUUUUACAUGUGCUUUUUGUAAAUUCCACACGUUUGAAGACAAAGACAUUGAGAAACACUUUGGAAGCACGUAUCACAGAGAGACUCUUGACUACAUUCGUCGGCAAGCCAAAUUUGAUGACAAGGUCAUCAGUUUUUUGCAUGAUUGCAUGGUUCACAAGUUUCAUAAAACUGUCUCUACUCUACACAAACAUAAGUUUUCUUGUGGACGAAGUAAAGAUGAAUGGGCAAAGAUAAUGGAAGGGGUGACAGAAGAUGACUACAUGAGAAGGAUGGAGGUGGUUUACUGUGUUGCAUGUAACAUUCACAUUCCUGUGGUUUUCAGCUCUGUGCAGCAACAUCUUCAUUCACUCACUCACCUCAAGAACAAAGUGGCUUAUAAGGAGCAGUUAAAAAGAGACAGCGUGGUCACAGCUAAAGCAAUAAUAAAUAAUGAUAAUGUGAAGGUGUGCUAUGAGAAGUAUGUGAAGGGAGAAGACCCAUUUGCAAUCGAUGCCAAUGACACGAGUUCUGAUUCUCAGGAUCCUGAGAAAUCUGAUGAGGCAGAGGAAGACAAAGGAAAUAGUGACUCAUAAUAAUGGACAAAAGGAGUAUUGAAUGGAGAAACAAGAGGAAAGGACUUCUUCUACAGUACUUUCUUGUUCUAACUUCAAAUGCUUGUUCACAUGACCUUGCAACACAAAAGGCCUAAGAAUAAUUUUGAGUUCAUAAUUGUUUCACAUUGAUCCACACUUAUAAGUGUAGGCUAGUUUUCUUCUGAUAAAGUGUAGGCAUUGUCCUCCUUUUUUUUUUAAUUGUUGUAUUCAUAGUGCAGCCUGAGUUGAAUUCUGUCUACUAGGGUCAUGUUGUACUCUGUAGUAUCUGUGUGGGUUUGUUUUAACAAUAUUUAGCCACUGUUCCGACUGUCGUUAAACUUUACAGCUUUAUAUCGAAAUGCAGAUGUUACAUUUUGUUCCCUUUAAUAUUUGGGAUUGGAAAUGUGCCUUUUCACUGUUUGCUUUGAGAUGAGAUGGUGUGUUGACCAUUAAAUUUUCACUUUAAACUAGAUGUGCUUGCUGUGAGAAUAUAUUUAACAGCUUUAAUUAUUCAUUUUACCCAUUAGAACUGUAUGUAUGAUUGUUAUGUAAGAAGAAUACCAGCUACACUGGAAGUCCCUCUACUGGAAACAGAUAAUAACAGCUCUGAGCAACUUUAAAAGGAAAUAUCUGUAUGGGAUUAAGUUUGAAAUUGAUUUGAAACUUGAGGCUGUAUCAGUAGGACACACUGUAUAUUAACUUCCCAUCAUAAAUGUUGCGUUUGUUUAAAUUUCAUUUUCUUAUUUAUGUUUUUCUUAUAUAAGUGUAAUUUUCAGCCUUUACAGUAUAAGGUUUAAACUUUAAAGCACUGACCAUAUCUGCA
Messenger RNA from Onychostoma macrolepis, 3241 nucleotides. It is a transcript of the gene znf326, whose product is annotated as zinc finger protein 326. Gene Ontology annotation, cellular component: DBIRD complex; nucleus. Gene Ontology annotation, molecular function: DNA binding. Gene Ontology annotation, biological process: regulation of DNA-templated transcription elongation. The transcript has 13 exons. NCBI's taxonomy places the organism in Eukaryota, Metazoa, Chordata, Actinopteri, Cypriniformes, Cyprinidae. The record is from RefSeq and is a predicted model, not a curated record. The coding region runs from base 1045 to 2418 and encodes 457 amino acids.